AUGGGUACAACUAAUUACUGGUUAAUUAUCGUUUUAGUUUGUACACUGACGAACAGUGUCAAAUCAAAAAGCAGUUGGUUUCAAAUUGAUGAUGAAGAUGGGAUUUUGUCAGUCCCCGAUUUGAUCCGCAAAUACGGCUAUCAGGUAGAAGACCACGCCGUAACCACAGAAGACGGUUACGAACUAACGAUGUUUCGAAUUUUGCCGAAACAACCGCCGGAUACCAGCAAACUCCCCGUCCUAAUGGUGCAUGGCCUUUUGGGAAGCUCAUCCGACUUUAUCAUCAUCGGUCCAAACAACAGCCUAGCCUAUCUACUCUCCGACAACGGCCACGAAGUAUGGCUGGCGAAUGCACGAGGAACACGCUACUCCAAGAAACAUUCCACGCUUUCGCUUGAUUCGAAGAAAUACUGGGACUUCUCUUGGCACGAAAUCGGCUUCUACGAUCUACCGGCCAUGAUCGAUUACAUUAUCAAUGCAACCAAGGUCAAGCAGGUGAACUAUGUGGGAUUCUCACAGGGUACCACCUCAUACUUCGUGAUGACGUCCACUCGACCACGCUACAAUGACAAAAUUGCUCUCAUGGUGGCUCUUUCACCCGCUGUAUUUCUCAAACGAGUUCGGAGCCCUUUGAUACUGGCGGCUGUCCCGCUGUUUGGAGGAUUCAAGAAGAUAAUGGAUUGGCAAAAAGUUUACGAAAUCCUCCCGCACAAUGCCUUAUACAAUGUACUAGCCGGAUCAAUCUGUUCGUUCGGAAAUCCUAAAGGUAUCUGUCCGCAUAUGAUUGGAAAAAUCGCCGGUCCCCAUCCGGAAUCAUAUGAUAAGAAGGUGAUAACCGCAUAUGCCGGUCACUUCCCAGCUGGUGCCUCAGUCAAACAACUCGCCCACUACAUUCAAAUCAUCCGGAGUGGGUUCUUCCGAAGGUACAACAAUGGCAAAGAAGGCAACGUACGCGCUUACGCUUCCGAAGAACCACCCAUCUACAAUCUAACGGCCUCGAGUGCUCCGGUUUUGAUCUACUAUGGUUUGAACGAUUGGGUCGUGCAUCCACUGGACGUCCGGGAGUUUGCAAAGGCGCUUCCACGGGUGGUUGCUGCAAAGCCGGUAGAGGAUAAGAAAUUCAACCACCUGGAUUUCAUUCUCGGGAAAGAUGUCCGUUCAAUGGUGUACGAUGAGGUGAUAACGAUGCUCAAAGGGUUUAAGUAG
This is a messenger RNA of Ochlerotatus camptorhynchus, 1206 nucleotides long. Its product is annotated as lipase 1-like. Lineage: Eukaryota; Metazoa; Arthropoda; Insecta; Diptera; Culicidae. The record is from RefSeq and is a predicted model, not a curated record. The transcript has 3 exons. Gene Ontology annotation, molecular function: hydrolase activity, acting on ester bonds. Bases 1 to 1206 code for a protein of 401 amino acids.